AUGUGGAAGAGCAGCGACAUUGAGAGUUUAGACUAUGACCUCUUCGAGAGCGUCGUGAACAAGUCGGGCAUGGGCUACAAGUACCGCAAUGGACAGGAGAAGAAUCGACUGAUCUACGCACGCUGGUUCCUCACGCUGGCCACGGGCGUCAUCACGGCCCUAGUUGCGGUCUUUCUGCUCUACUUUACGACGCUACUCACGUCGAUUAAACACCACGUGAUUGAGUCCACGAUCCGUCAUGAGCUGACCAAGCACGUGCUCUUUGGCACUACGUUCUGGAGUUUUGUCGCGUUCAAUCUCGUGCUUGUCGCGAUUGCCGCAACGGUCACGUCGUUUGGCGAGCCGGUAGCUGCUGGAUCAGGCAUUUCGGAAGUCAAGACGACGCUGAAUGGAAUGAAGAUUCCGUCCAUGUUGCGUCUACGCACGUUCUUUUGCAAGAUCAUUGGCACGGUAUGCUCCGUUGCUGGCGGUUUGCCGGUAGGCAAAGAAGGCCCGAUGAUUCACAGCGGUGCGAUCGUUGCAGCAGGGCUUUCGCAAGGCAAGUCAUCGACGCUAGGCUACGAUACAAGCUUUUCCUAUUUUGGAGGAUUCCGGAACGACCGUGAGAAACGAGACUUUGUGGCUUGCGGUGCUGCUGCUGGUGUUGCGUCGGCGUUUGGAGCGCCCAUCGGUGGCGUUCUGUUCGUCUUGGAGGAAGGUGCAUCGUUCUGGAAUCAGACCCUCACGUGGAGAACGCUGUUUUGCGCAAUGUCUGCAACGUUCACGCUGGCCUUCUUCCUCUCUGGCAUGAACGACAACCUGUCAUGGGGCACGCUUGGCAGUCAUACGGGAAGCUUUAGCUUCGGGCCGUUCACGUCGAGCACGUACCAGAUAUGGGAGGUCCCUCUGUUUGUGAUGAUGGGUAUUGGCGGUGGACUACAAGGAGCGUUGUUCAACGGUCUCAAUACGCGUCUCGCGAGAAUACGGUCUCGCUGGGUACGCACGAGUUGCGUUGCUUGGAUGGAGGCACUGCUCUUCUCGGUUCUGAUCUCAUCGCUUCUGUUUUCCACUCCGUUCCUGCUUGGCAAAUGCCACGUACUCCCACGAGCGCGUGAAGAUGUCGUGCAUCUUGCCGACACAGCAAGUGCUGCGGUAGCGCCCAGCAAAGCGUUUGUCUUUGGAAUGGAGAUGCUGAAGAAGAAUGGCUCAGCUUGCAUUUGUGAGAGCUGUGCUAGCGUGUCGAUGGAAGGCGCCGAGUGUUUCCAAGCGGACGAGACGGUGCAGUAUCCGUACAAGAAAGAGUUGCUGCGCUUCUACUGUCCCGAGGGCCAGUACAAUGACUUGGCGUCGCUCAUGCUCACGGGAGGCGAAACAGCGAUAAAGCACUUGUUUCAUGCACCGCCAGACUCGUUCGACGUGCGCAACCUCGUCGUGUUUUGGCUCAUGAUGCUGUUGCUGGCCUGUUUGACCUACGGUCUCAAGAUACCAAGCGGUCUGUUCGUGCCGGCACUGCUCAUCGGUGCCGCUUAUGGACGACUGUGGACGCGCGUAAUCAACUACUUCACGGGGCUCCAGCACAUGAAAACGGUCGACCCGCGGACGUAUGGACUCGUGGGCGGCCUGGCAAUGCUCGGCGGCGUGACCCGCAUGACGAUCUCGCUCACGGUCAUCAUUCUCGAGUGCACGGGCAACAUUGAGUUUGGCUUGCCACUCAUUCUCACCUCCUUCUUUGCUCGGUGGGUGGGCAACUACUUCAACGAAGGCAUCUACGACAUCUACAUCCAUCUGCGUCACGUGCCGUUCUUGGAUUGGAAUCCGCCAUCGCGCGGCGCUUAUCUGCGCGUGAAACACACGAUGACUCCGAAUCCCAAGACCCUGCGCACAGUCGAGCGCGCUGGCGUUGUUUUCGAUCUGCUGACAAGCACAAAGCACAACGCGUUCCCCGUCAUCGUGGAAGACCCGACUUUUGGUAGCCGCUUCUUUGCCGGUGUGAUCCUGCGGAAGCAGCUGAAUGUGUUGCUGAGCUAUCGGGACUUUAGCGUCAACAAGCCAAAGCCUUUCCACCGUCAGCCCCAUCCUGCGUCGUACCGACCUGACGUGACGUCAACCGGAAACGUUCAUCGCGGUCGUCCGAGGAAUCUGGAAGCGAAUGGCACGCCCCGAGUUGACGAUAAGCUGCUGGAAUCGCCUCUUGCCAGCAACUACUGCUUGUCGUACCACGACAUGGAGGCGCAUUAUCCUCGGUACCCGAUCCCAGCCCCCACGCAUUGGAGUUGUCAAGGAACAGCAGCUCAUGCAGGUCGUAUAGCUGGUGACGAGCUGUACACUCUGUCCGAGGAAGACCGAGCCUCGUGGGUGGACCUGACACCGUACAUGAACCAGACGCCAUACUUGAUCCAAGAAGAAGCGCCUUUUGUGCGCGCCUACCGUCUCUUUCGAAGUGCCGGUCUUCGGCAUCUCGUUGUAGUCGACCGUCACAACAACGUGCGCGGGAUCAUGACAAGGCGCGAGCUCGAGGAAGAGCAUUGCACCCGUUGCUUCCGUCUGGCGAAAACCAUUGACCCAGACGAUGUGUAUCCGCUCUCGGAAGCGCCUCGGGUUGGGUUCCUGCGAAAGUUGCGCCACAAAGUCUCCCGGGCAGACCAAGUGAAGCGAGCGCUGAGCAACUCGGUCUCACAUGUUUGA
Messenger RNA from Hyaloperonospora brassicae, 2664 nucleotides. NCBI's taxonomy places the organism in Eukaryota, Oomycota, Peronosporomycetes, Peronosporales, Peronosporaceae. The record is from the annotation of a GenBank genome assembly.